AUGAGCAGUGAGCGAGGCGACGUCGGGUGGUCCGUGAACACCAACCUGAAGUCUUCGGGUGAUGCUCCAGCCACUGCGCGGGCGCCAACUCCCGCGUUGCCGCAUAAGCAUCUCUCCUCGUCUUCCAAAGAGCAGGACUUGGACUUUCAACGUGCCGUUAUGGCCUGGUCCAGCGAACAGCUCAACCGAGCCCAGCCGUGGAAGCAUUUCGCUGACACUGCAAAAUUCUCGAUGCCGAAGUCGGCCCAAGAGAUGACAAACAGGAUCCGAUCGAACGCGGACCACUUCCGCACGAACUACGGCAUCAUUUUCGUCGUAAUCCUGGUAAUUUACGUCAUGUCCAGCGUCCAACAUUUAGUGAGCGUAGCCGCGGUGGUUGCGGUGGGCGCCGCGCUCAAGCUGCACCAAGACGACGACUCUGCGGCCGUGUGGGGCACAAGGCUUAUGAUCGGCAAGAACCAGAGGCUGGCCGGGGUGUCGUUUGUGGCGUUGCUUCUUCUGUACACCGCAUGCUUCUGGUCCGCCAUUGUGUGGUCCGUUGGACUCGUCGUGGCGAUUGGCAUACCCGAUGCCACGUUGUAUGCCGGGCAAGUCAGCCAGAAAGCUACCCGAGAUUCCCGAAGGAGGUGA
Rhipicephalus sanguineus (brown dog tick) is the source of this 630-nucleotide messenger RNA. RefSeq names its product prenylated Rab acceptor protein 1. The transcript has a single exon. NCBI's taxonomy places the organism in Eukaryota, Metazoa, Arthropoda, Arachnida, Ixodida, Ixodidae. Gene Ontology annotation, cellular component: Golgi apparatus. The record is from RefSeq and is a predicted model, not a curated record. The coding region runs from base 1 to 630 and encodes 209 amino acids.